AGGGUUUCCUGGGAUGUCGCCCUUCUUUCGACUAUCUGAUAUAUAAGAUCGAACGACCCCGAGCUCGCAUCAUGUCGAGCUGGGUCGCAUUGAAUGUUGAACCCGAUGAGGCUGUCGAAGAGGAGGUUGAUGAUACCAAGGAGCUCCAGAUCGAGGAAGCUCUGAAGCUAUACCACAGUGCUUUAAAACUACACGCGCAAGGUCCAGAGUUCUAUUCCCAGGCAGCCGAGGCAUACGAAGCUCUUCUCAAUUCCGAGAUCUUUAAAUACCCAGAGUCCGUCUCCGAUUUCAAAAGGGGCGCAUUCGAGGAUGCGCAGACCCAAGAGACCUCUGAUGAAGCCACAGAACCGAUCGGCGAGUUCAAUGUCAACGACUCUACCUCCAGUCUAUUCCAGACCCUUUAUCUCUCCUACAAAAACCACGGCAAAUACGUUCUCGAUGCGGUACAAGAAUCCAUACGAACAGCACCGAAGACGCCCGGAUCCGAGAAAGAAGCGCAAAAGAAGCUGAUGGAGGCGUCAAGGAAAGCGCUGCAAUCCUUCGGAGAUGCCUUAGAACGAGAUGACUCUGAUCUGAAUCUCUGGAGGCAAAGCGCGAGACUCAGUGGUGCCUUGCAGAGCCAUCGCUUGUCGCGGUAUUGCUUGGAGAGCGUACUAGCAGAUGAUGACAAUCGGCUGGAAUUGCGGCCAGAGCAGCUCGGCCUGGAGGAAAUAUUUGCAGAGCAACGCCUUCGAAGCACACUAGAGACCCUUUUCGACAAGUUAUCUGCUUCGCAGAUUCCCGUCAAAAGACCCAAGAAGGCUCUAUUGAAGUAUUUAAAACAGCACGAGGAUCCUUACCCAAGUUUACCUACGAUUCCCGCCGAUUUACAGAACAUCGAUUCAUCCAAGGGACCUCUCGCAAUACAUACUUCCAUCAGGUAUAUUACACCCGCAGCACCAACUUGGGAGUCGGUUGGAAAGGCACUUCUCCAAGCUCUCGACGACGACGAUGAGGCGUCGAUUUCCGCAGUUCCGAGUCGGUCAAUCGGCAUUGUUCUACCAACACGGGGCUCUCAUCCUCCUGGCACGCCGACCACAAAGCCAGAUGACGUGGAGAUGAAAAGUGAAGACGAUGGACAUGAGAAAAGAGCCGAAAACGACGAGAGCAGCGGAGAAAUGCUUCAAACAACUGAGCAUGAGACGAAAUCCGAAGAACCCGAACCUGAACCCGAAAAAACCAAGGAGCCCGCAGAACCAGUCGAGGAACCCUCAACUAUCGACCAGAGCGCAGAGAAGCAAUUGAUGGAAUCAUUAGAACGCCAAUCAGCACAACCUCCUGAUCAGCAAGCUGAAAAUGAUGAGACAAAUCCCGAGGACCUUGACCCGAGCUCUGCAGCGGCUGCUCGCAAAAGAUCGUCUGCAUCAGUUGCCAACGAGGAGCCAGAGGGAGGUCGAAUGAAGAGCAGACGGACACGUGCCCGAGAAUCAAAUGCCGACGCCCUGGUAGUUCCUGAGGAAAUCGCCUUCGACCAAGAAAAGUACUACGAAAACCGCCUCGAGAUUUUCGUCAAUGCCGAUGAUUGGAUGUUCAGCACGCUUGAUUCUCUGUUUUCAAAAGUCGGAAUCGAAGCACUGGGGAGCAUUGCAAGCAUAAGAGCAAAGUGCUCGACAAGUGAAUCAACUGAUACACCCGAAGACCUUGAAACACGGUUGUUCCAGGAUUUCCGCGGUCUCAUCAAGACAUGGGACGACGAAAAGUCUCGUUUGAUGCAGCAGAAGGAUGAACAUUCACCCUUGAAGAAGGAUAUACACGGUACGAGCAAAUCGGGCUUGGCUGUAUUCCUUGAACACUCACGCAAGGGUGCCCGGAAACCAAUUGUUGCGGAAGACCUCCCCGCUGGGGAGCAUCUCUAUGACUUCUCUGACUCCAUCAACAGUGAAUGGCGACACCCCCAUGACACCUCUUUUCAGUGGCUCAAGUGCCUUCUGACGCCAAACUUUGGUCGAGAAACCCCAGAUUGGUCCACUGCGAAGUCAGCAUACAGGCGUUUUUUGUGGCCGAAGGAACUAAAGAAUACUGUGGUGGAUCUCUUGCUCCGCGAGGAUGAGUUCAUAUACAAAAGGUCUGGUGAACUGAUUGCCGACCUCGAACGCCGAAUGCUUGACGCAAGCAGUGAAGCUCCUUUUGAAUAUAAGGCCAGCGACUUCUUCGAGCUUGAGAUGGUACAGUCCAUCUAUGAACUUCAUUUGGAUAUCUUCGCUUCAGUUGAAACUCUAGGCAGCAAGACAGGACAGGAGACACGACUUGCACAACGCGACAGGCUGGGUCGUUGGGGCAUGCUAGCUCGAUCAUCCGUGGAUCAUUUUGUCGACAACGGGCCGUCUGGUGAUUGCCAAAAAGACAUCACUCUCCGUCAUCUGUGGGCAUCUGUAUUCCAUAUCAACCUUGCCGGGGAGGCAGAACGGGAGCAUAUUUUGCUUUGCCUCCAAGACCUGAAGCAAAUCCUCCAGACCCUUGGCAAUCCAGACGCCAGCUUCAUCAACAACUCCACCAUGUCCGAACUGUCUGCGGCUGUGAUAGACCAAGAGGUGUUGAAGCUCAAGUGCAUGGACUUCUUUGCCAAGGUCUUCAACUCGGACUCGGAAGAUCCUGUGUCCCUCAUCGAGGCAAUUGAGCCCAUUCUUGAGCCCUCAUCGAUUGAGUAUGCAGAAGCACCAUCGGAGAACGACAUGAAUCAUCCAACAUCACACCUCAGCGAAAUGGCUGCCUUCUUAGACCGCGGAGAUGCUACAUUGCGUCUAUUUCUGUGGCGCAGGCUCCAGGAGGCAUACCAAGCCAUCGACUACCCGCCUAAAGUUGUCUCAUGCUAUCUGCGAAGUAUCGAAGUGGUGAUGACAGAACUUGAGGCCACGAAACACAGCGAAGAAACAAAUCGACACCGUCAGGUAUCUCUGCUGAGCUGGCUCAAGGCUCUGGAUGGCAUCGUGGCCAAGGCCAUACCACUUAUUCUUGAAGAGUCGGACAUGGCCUACGAAUGUUUCGACCAAGAGCAUCUUCAAGCAUCCAUGUCUGCAGUAUCCCGCCUUGCUAGACUGUUGCACAGCUUUGUUCUAUAUGAAGAUUCUGUGCGGGUCGGGCAAACUUCUGGUCGUGACCUCCGAGCAUCAUUAACGAAGUCGCUUGAAAACUUUAAGGAUAGGAUGCGAGAGCUGUACGUUCGUUGCUGGAUUCUACAGUACACCCUUUUCAUGGAGGCAAUCGCUCAGAACAAAGAACUUUUCGAUGACGCACUCGAAGAUCGGAUUCACUUCCUUCGUUCCGUACACAAUGCAUUGGGCGUCCGAUCAAUGUGCAGGUACUCGCAGAAGAAGUUCUUGAAACUUGUCAAGGCUGAGCUCUUUGGCCUUGAGACGAAAGGGGACUAUGAAUUCGAUGUGUGCCAAAUCCUUUACGAUCUGCACGGCAUCAAGUUUUCUCCAUUCGAUGGAACCAUGGAUCAUGGGUGCCCUCCGGAGAAGCUGGAUCGCCCUACAGCUAUCAUGAUGAUUGACUUUGUUUUGCAGCAGGCAAACAAGAUGAACAUGAAGGACCUGUCAAAGUCCGAAUUGAAGACAACUAUCGAAAAGAUGCAGCAAGCAAUUGGUCCCGCCGCCAAGUCUUCGUCGCAAGCACCACAGCUGACUUUCAAUCGUCGGAUUGUCAAUGCCUAUCUUAAAGCCGCCCUCAACCCAUCCAAUCUUCUCCGGGCCGUUCAAGGUAUUACAGAGCUUUCGACAACUGUGGUUCUAACCGAGAAUGCAAAGAUUGCCGCUAAAGGAUGGUUCUUCCUUCUUGGCCAUGCCGCUUUGACCAAGUUCCGUUCACAAAAGCGUCUCAGCCCUGGUUCAACAAGCGAGCUUGACGAUGCCAUCAGCUUCUUCAGACAGGACUUGGAUCAUGGAUCAGGGAGGUGGGAGACCUGGUUCAGACUCGCUCAGGCAUACGAUUCCAAGCUGGAUGAAGAUAUUACAUGGACAGCGGACAAAAUCAACAACAACCGCGCGGAUCUAGCAACACUCCAGCGGAACGCCAUCCAUUGUUAUGCAAUGGCCGUUUCAACGGCAAUCCGGACCGCAGAGCCAACGGCAGAGACAAGAGCCCUGAUGUCGGAUCUCUACUCCGACUUUGGUAUUCGUCUGUACUCAUCCUCUCGUGAACCGUUGUCUAUGGGUGCCUUUAGCGUGGAAGGUUUCCCUCGUCAUUUCAGCAGCGAAGAGAGUCAGCAGAUGUACAAGGGGCAGCCUUUCAAGGAAAUGUCGGAGUACUCGGUGUGGAACUUUGCCAGCAACCUUCUCAAACGGGCAGCCGUUGACAAGUCGAAACGAUGGAUGACCCAUUAUACGCUUGCCAAGUGUCUCUGGAAGAUGUACAAUAGCGACGACUCUCUUAGGACGAGUUCAAAAAGAGUUGAGAUGCAAGAGGUGCUGGACGCUCUGUUCGAUGCCAUCAACGCACUCCCACAGCGAAGAGACUCGCGCUCUGAUCCGAUCUUCGAGCCGCACUUCAAACUGUUUUCUUUUGUGCACAAGCUUGUCCUUCGAGGAAAGAUGACGCCUGCCGAAGGAGGCAAAGCCCUACUCGCAACCCCCUGGGCCAGAAAGGUUGAUGUUCCCGAGAAUAUGGAUGCAUGGAAAUCAUACAUGACGGAAGUUCUUCGAAAGUUCAAGAGUGCCGAUAAGUCCAACUGGCAUCAUCGAAUGGGCGUGAAGGCUGCCCAUUUGGUUUACGAUGGUCAACCAAACCCAGCUGCUGCGAUUGCUGCCAAGCAGGAAUUGUCCCAGAUUUUUACCAAGACGCUCACCAUCCAAGUCUGGCGACCUGAAUUCGAACGUCCGGGUAGACAUUUCGUCUACACCACACGAUAUGUGUACUUUUUCGUCGGCUUGCUUGAUCAAUUAGAUGAUCGCGCAAGCUUAGAUCAAUUGUUACGUCGCGUGAGAAAGAAGCAGGGCGAUUUCCUCAAUCACACCAAGCUGUGGGAGGAUAUUUGCCUGAACUAUGCAAAGCUCAUUCGCCGCGCAGCAAUGAUCAACGAAGGACAUGAAGAAGGCGUAUUCAAACCAAUCGGCUGGGAAGAAUUUUCCACCAAAACAGCUCGCCUGGAAAGCUUAACCCAACUGUCCACAGACAGCCAACCCCUCCUAGAAUUGCUCCGUGAUGCCCUGGAAUUGAAGAAGCUGAACAACAACCUGAUGAAAAUCACCAUGUUCGAGGAUCUGAUCGCAGACCUCUACGCCCGAGUCUACGAAGUCAACAUGCCCCAACUGAUCGAGCAAGUCAACGACGAGAACAAAGAGAAAAUGAAACUCGACCACCUGCUCAUGGCGGGCGAAGCUUCCGCCGAGACUUCUACGCCACCUACCCCCUCCCCGCUUCUGAUACCCCCGCGCCGCGCGGCCGUACUAAGGAAACGGGCCGAUACAAUCGUCAACACGAAGCUUGCUCCCCGUGCUCCCGCGAGCAAAUUCACCGCUCCGGGCGAGACGGACCCGCCUUCUACGCCGCAUGGUGCGUUGAUGCCAGGCGCGGCCUCGACUCCUGCUAUCCGAGGCCCCGGCAAACCGCCUCCCGCGAAUGGAGAUGGAGCUGCUGGGCAGAAGGAUCCGAACGGGGAGCAUGACAGCGCUGACGAGAGUGAUGUUGGUGAAGACGACGAUGGGACGAUGAUCGAUGAGGGGAAUUCGACUCUUUUCCCUCCUGUUACUGACGCGGAGGAAGGUGGUAGUGGGGAUGAGGGGGCUGAUGAGGGUGAUGGGGAAGAUGAUGAGAACGAGGGUGGCGAAGGGGAUGGUGGUGGUGAUGGUGAUCCUGCUGCUACGGAAGGGGAAGGUGAUGGUGAUGAAGAUGAGGAAAUGCAGGAUGAAGAGACGAAGGGCAAUCUCACUGCUGACCAGUCUGCUAAUGAGACGGAAACUGAGCCUUUCGCUGGCAAGGAUGUUGCGUCUAAGGGCGACCCUGACGCAAUGGAUAUUACACCUUCUGAAUCCUGA
Molecule: messenger RNA, 6011 nt
Organism: Penicillium canescens
Lineage: Eukaryota; Fungi; Ascomycota; Eurotiomycetes; Eurotiales; Aspergillaceae
Gene: hir3
Product: putative transcriptional corepressor of histone genes (Hir3)
Exons: 6
Coding region: 72-6011 (1979 amino acids)
Biological process (GO): chromatin organization
Cellular component (GO): HIR complex; nucleus
Molecular function (GO): nucleosome binding
Source: RefSeq, a predicted model, not a curated record